AUGGCGGUCACCGGACACACAGCAGUCAACAGUCCGCAACUAUCGAUCAGAGGGUCAGAAGAACGUCACUUUUCACAUCCACCUGAAGAGUCUCGAGCUGAUAGGAAGUGUCAACUGCACUUUAAAGAUAACAACUCUGAUGCAGGACUGUCACUGGCCGUGUUCAUCGGCAAGUUUCAUACUGAAGAGACAAGUCCGACGAUGGACGAAUUCUCAACAAAUAGACGUACACACGACAUGAAAAACACAUGCUAG
Molecule: messenger RNA, 255 nt
Organism: Opisthorchis viverrini
Lineage: Eukaryota; Metazoa; Platyhelminthes; Trematoda; Opisthorchiida; Opisthorchiidae
Exons: 2
Coding region: 1-255 (84 amino acids)
Source: RefSeq, a predicted model, not a curated record